CCUCAGAGCAGGUUUGUUGAAAUGUUGAUGAUGAAGGAUGAGUUUAGUCAAUUAGGUCUGCCUCUAAAUGUACUCUAUUCAUUGUAGGAAGAGAGGUAGUCAAACAGGUUUAGUUACAGAUGUAGGUCAUUCACACAGGGAAAGAGAGUGGAAGAGAAGCAAGGAGGGAUUGAAAGAGAGAAGGUAUUGUAAAGAGAGAGGGAUUGAAAGAGAGAUGGUAUUGUUCAGCCAAUCGCUGCAGGCCAUCUCAUUGUGUGCAGACUAUGUGAGUCCCCUGUGUGUUCAACAGUUGAGUCUAAUAUUAUAUCAUCCCUCUCCUGUGUGUGUAUGUAUUGUAUGUGUGUGUGUGUGUGUCUGUCUGUCUGUCUGUCUGUCUGUCUGUCUGUCUGUCUGUCUGUCUGUCUGUCUGUCUGUCUGUCUGUCUGUCUGUCUGUCUGUCUGUCUGUCUGUCUGUCUGUCUGUGCCUGAGUGAGUGAGCGAGUGAGUGAGGGAGGGAGUGAGUGUAUACGUUUGUAUACGUCUAUCUCUGUGUGUGUUAUGGGUGUGUCCAUGUGACGCAGGCACACAGAGGGGUUGGCCCUACCUAAUGACGGCUCCAGGUGUGUUUGUGUGUUAAGUCCGAGAGCCAGACUAACUGAAAGACAAAGACAAACAAUCCCUCGGUCAUUGAAAGACGACAGUCAAGGAGGAAAUAGGAAACUAAAAAGGCAGAUGAAAGAAAGUGGACAAGAUGGUGUUUGUAGCUUUCUUCUGAAGUUCUCAAAGAAGCUAAAGGAUUGUAGCCUGUCUGGACUUGUCGAGACAAAGGGGGAGACUUCCCCCAUGAAGACAACUUGGUACUGUCCUCUGGACUUGUCUACUGUGUUGGAGGAGGAAGAGGACGGAGUGAUAUACAAUGUAGUGGUGAAGCAACAGCGUAGCGCCCCCACCAGUGCAACAUCCAGCUCUCGUUCACAGUGUGUGAAAGCGGGAACCGAGGAGAAGCUGGUUCAGCACCUCCUCCACUCCUUCGCCAUGGGAGACUCCUCCUUCAUCACCAUCUUCCUCGCCACCUAUCGCUCCUUUACCUCAACCAAGAGAGUGCUGGAUAUCCUCAUCGACAGAUUGCAACAUCCACCAGGAGAAAGUACAAAGAGUCAAAUGAGGCAACCCUUCAACAGAGCGGUGUGUAUGGUGUUCAGUAUGUGGUUGUCAGAGUAUCCUGAGGACUUCCGCUUUCUGGGAGAGCCUGGUCUUCUGCUCCGCCUGGCCCCCCUGCUGCCCUCCGACCCCUCUGGGACAGAGAUCAGGGGUCGCCUCCUCAAACUGGCACAGGAGCUCAGUGAACAGGCCCUACUGCCUGACUCUAGUUCAGAUAGGACCACCCCCAGCCCUGCCGACCCCACUAAGUUUGAUCCCACCAAUAUCCUGGGCUUCCCCGCUGGGCUGAUUGCUGAGCAGCUCACCAAGAUAGAAACGGAACUGUUUGUGCGUCUGGUCCCGUACCACUGCCUGGGCUCCCUGUGGUCUCAGAGGGACAAGAAAGGCCGCGAGGGUGUAUGUUGGUCCGUCCGGGCCACUGUACGCCAGUUCAACCGGCUGGCCAAUGCCGUGAUGGCUUCGUGCCUGUGGCCCACGCAGCUCCGCAGCCAGCAGAGAGCCUGCCUCCUGGAGAAAUGGAUCAGCGUGGCAGAGGAAUGCAGAGCCCGGAAAAACCUUUCGUCUCUCUACGCCAUCGUGUCUGCCCUGCAGAGUAACCCAGUACACAGACUAAGGAGGACGUGGCUAGAAACUGACAGGGAAGCAGUGAGGAGGUACGAGGAGCUGUCCAACAUUUUCUCUGAGAAGGACAACUACUCCCAGAGCAGGGAGCUGCUGAAAGAGGAGGGCACUUCGAAGUUCGCCAACCUGGACGGCAAGAUGAACAACAGGAAACAGAUAGGAUCCAGUGCCCAGGGCACAGUACCCUACCUGGGGAUCUUCCUCACAGACCUCACCAUGCUGGACACGGCCGUCAAAGACAGACUGGAGAACGGCUACGUCAACUUUGACAAGAGGAGACGAGAGUUUGAGGUUUUAGCUCAGAUCCGACUACUGCAGUCCUCCUGUAAAAACUGUGUUUUCCUCCCCGACGAGGCAUUCCUACAGUGGUACCAAAGUGUACCCUCGUUAAAUGAAGAAGAAAGUUACAGACUGUCCAAUGAAAUUGAGGUGCCGUGCGAACCGAGCUCUGGUCGUAACCUGAACCCUACAGUGAUCAUCACACGGUGCCCAAACCUGAAUUCCUCCAGGACCAGCCUUGUUGCUGACAGUGACGGUCUUUUUUACUUCCCCUCCCCCGUCUGUCACUUUCUUUCCAAAUUCACUAAGCAUAUGAAAUCCCCCUCAGUUUCCUGUCUGGAUGUUGACUCCUCCCAUCCCACCAAUGACCCCAUCCCGUCUGCAUUGACACCAUCCACUCCCGUCAAAUCACAUCGUCGAUCAGUCUCCUGUGGCAACAAUCCCACCAAUAACAACAAAGGGUCUGGGCCUGAUAUGCGGAUCGUCAGGAUACGGAUGGAUUUACAAGAUGGGAAUAUGUACAGAAGCAUACUGGUGACAAACAAUGACAAGACGCCCACUGUGAUCAGUUCUGCCUUAGAUAAACACAGUCAGGACCCCAAACAGGCAUCCAGAUAUGAGCUCAUCCAACUAUUGCCCGAGGGAAAGGAGUUGGUCAUCCCUGCCACAGGAAACGUCUUCUAUGCCAUGACUUCCUCUAGUGUGGACUUCCUGCUGCGCAGACAAGGAGGCAACACCCCUUUUCGCUCUCAACCAAUCAGCACAGAAACCAGUGCCACCUUUCCUCGAAUCAAAGCCAAGGGGCGGAGACUGUUUUUUUGACAACAACUCUUUCCCAAAUAGGCUACAUCUGAGACAUAAUGUAGCUAGUUCUUCUCAAGGACAGGUCACGAUAAGAAUGCAGGCAGAUAUCUCAGUGAGAUGUGGCCUUGUCUUUCCUAAUCUUUUUCCGAAGUGGAAACACAUUCUGACCGAGCUUGUUCAAGCAAAAUGUAUCCUGAAACCUGUCUGAACUUGUUUGAUGAACGUGUUCUUACCUGGGACAUUUCAAUAAAUAUGCUGCCCGUUUGUGUAUACCUGGGAGGCCAUUAGUGUAGAAGGGUGCAUGUCUCUGGUUGGCAAUGCAUACUACUGCACCGAGAACAAGACCAAUGCAAAUCUUUAACUGAUGGUGAAUGGUGCUGUUCCUUAAGUCUCUCUGACCAUUGGCAUCUAAUUUCCUAUUUAACCAAAUGGAAUGGCCUUGUAACCAAGAGUAACUGAGGAAUCCAAAUCAUCUUGGUAUUUAAGGAAUGUGCCUCAGGUUCCAUCAUAGAGAUGAGUUGAUAGUAGAGAACGUCAUUAAAUCAAAGUAUUUGGGGGAUAUGACCUCCUAGAAUUGACCAUGACAACAAAGUUGAACAUUUCUCCAUAGAGAGUGGAUACAAGCGGCAUGACGACAUAUUACGUAUGCAAGGCGUUUCAAGAAUAUGAAUGGUGGGGAGAGCACUGGGCUGACAUAAUGACAUAAUGCAUCUGAAUAAGUGACAGACAGAGUCACUGAAACCUCUCCUUAUAGCAAAGCACAGGGGCUCAUCAAAAUGAUUUAACUAUGUACUUUGUAUGUAUACAUAUGUUUUUUUUUUUUUAUGUGUUGACGAUGUCAUGAUUGUGUUUAUAAUUUCACAAGGAGCAAUCACAACAAGUGUCAGAAUGACAUGUUAUUCAUUUUGAAGUAACAGGAAAUAUGAAAUUGCCCCAAAUUGCAACCAUUUCAAAUGGGCACAACACGUUACAAAGAUAAACACGAUCAUUUCACUUGGGAUUUGUGCAUACAGUUUGAAUGAUAGCUCCGGUAGUAUCUUAUGUAAAAUACAACACAUUUACAUAUACAGCCUUGCCACUCCCAUACAGAAGUCAUAUUUUGAGUAUUAACCAUUAGGCAUAACAACAUCAACCCACAAACUCUUAACCUAAACAAUUCAUGUGAAGACACUAAUGAAAGUCCAGACUAUGUUGUGCGUAUUGAAAAGAUGUCUACCAAUGCACCUUAAUGCUAAACUUUUCAAUACAGCAUAAGCUAAUCUUUAUCAAUGGUCUCUGAAUGGGUUUAGUUGGUAGUUGAAGUGGUAGUCUGUCUGAAUGUACUUCAACCAGUCCACCCAAAGUCAGUCCUCAAAGACCCACGCCAGGUUAGUGAGUUAUUCUCACCAAUCACUGAAUGAUGUUUAAUUGAUAUCUUCUCUGACGUUUGAUAGAGAUCUGACAGCUAUUAAGGGUUCAUUAUGCAAUGUCUUUAGUCCAGGAACUGAAUGUAGCGGGUUUUGCAGAAGGCUCUGCUUCUAUCCAAUGAGGAUGAGACCAGUAGGAAGGAAAACCUGUAUGCAUAAGGGUGCAUGGGGAACAGAUUGUGGAAGGCCCUAACUGAUGAACUCUUGUGAACUCUGGCCACACUACCCAGUGCUGUUGAAGUCUCUACUAAGGCUGAAGCAUAGACACGGUAGUUCCAGGGAGAGGAGAGAGGAUUCUGGGUAACGUAAUUUGAUUUAAGUGUUAGCACCAGGCUAAGCUACUGAUUGUUUAGUGCCUUUCUCGCAUUGGUGCUUGAGCCACUUAAUGUCCCAAAUGGCACCCUAUUCCCUAAUAAAGUUUUACCUUUCACCAGAGCCCCAUAGGUCCUGGUCAAAAGUAGUGCGCUUAAUAGGGUGCCAUUUGACAUGAAGCCUCUGUGAUGUAUGCAUUGGAAUGUACAGUACACCUGAUGUACAUUCACAGUGCUGUAUAUGCUGGCAUGUUUAUGCACUACAUACGCCCUGUUGUUUUUGUGUGAUACAUUUCCUUUUUCUAUGGAUGUAUUUUGAUGCGACGGUAAUAUGAGGAAUUUCUAUGCAACUCCCCGGAUGUGUGCCGUAAUUCUGCCGUGUCUAUUCUUACCAAAUAAAUGUACACAGAUGUACAUCUAAAAGAU
Molecule: messenger RNA, 4987 nt
Organism: Oncorhynchus masou masou (cherry salmon)
Lineage: Eukaryota; Metazoa; Chordata; Actinopteri; Salmoniformes; Salmonidae
Product: ral guanine nucleotide dissociation stimulator-like 2
Exons: 19
Coding region: 712-2862 (716 amino acids)
Biological process (GO): positive regulation of GTPase activity; Ras protein signal transduction
Cellular component (GO): plasma membrane
Molecular function (GO): guanyl-nucleotide exchange factor activity
Source: RefSeq, a predicted model, not a curated record